CACCGGAGGACUUUAACGCGCGUACGGCACUCAGAGCGGACGCCGCAUGUGUGUUUAAAGAGCAGGCUGGCUGUGACAUUCACGUCACUCACAUCCGGCCCGGGAUGCAAUGCGACUGGCCUCUGUUGGGGCCGCUGCAGUGGAUGCGGUACGUCAACAGGCAGGUGAAGGUGAAGGCGGGGAAGGAUGAGGAGCGGCGCGGCUGGCUGCUCACCGUGGACCCGGUCUCUGCCAGCCUGGUUCUGGUGAACUUCCGGGAGGAGGGGAGGGCGUCUGUGCAGGUGGUGAUGGGCCACGCCGUGCAGGAGGUGGAGAUCCUGCAGGAGGCGGAUGAGGAGACCACGGAGCGCCUCAGGACCUCCUUCCUGCCCCCGGAGACCCGCAGCCUGGACCCGGAGGAGCUGAGGAGGAGGAGGGGGGGCGUCCGGAGGUGGCUGGAGAAGAACCGGUUCCCCGUGGAGGAGGAGGGGGACGAGCUGAAGGUGGCGGGGGUCCUGACCAUCACGGCCCCGUACGGACCUGAGGACUGCUGCAGCUCCAACCAGAUCAUCCUGGACCGCAUCCAGAAACUGAUCCAGAAUCCGAUCCAGCUACAACCAGAUCAUCCUGGACCGCAUCCAGAAACUGAUCCAGAGUCUGAUCCAGCUCCAACCAGAGAAUCCAGAGACUGAUCCAGCCUGAUCUGGCUCCAACCAGAUUACGCAGAAUCUGG
Anoplopoma fimbria (sablefish) is the source of this 712-nucleotide messenger RNA. It is a transcript of the gene gemin6, whose product is annotated as gem (nuclear organelle) associated protein 6. Gene Ontology annotation, biological process: spliceosomal complex assembly; spliceosomal snRNP assembly. The transcript has a single exon. The coding region runs from base 105 to 671 and encodes 188 amino acids. Lineage: Eukaryota; Metazoa; Chordata; Actinopteri; Perciformes; Anoplopomatidae. The record is from RefSeq and is a predicted model, not a curated record. Gene Ontology annotation, cellular component: SMN complex; nucleus.